AAAACCUUAUGAGAACGUAUCGAAUUAAUAUUCUUUAAAGGGCGAUAAUGAUUAAAGUUGAUGUUAGUGACGUAGAGCCGGUGCUCGCUCGCUAGUGUCUGGCGGUGAGCAGUCCUCCUCGUCCUUAUGUUCUGCAGUGGCCGCGGAGUUUAUAAAAGGCAGUGAGCGCUAUGCGGUCACAGUUUUGUCCUUACUCAGCUGGAGUGCGCAAUCUCGCAGCUCGGAAUUAGAGCAUCGAGUCAGCGAUACAAAUUACGAGUAGACGCGUGUUGUGAAGUGCGAUGGCGGUUCUGCACGGCCCGUCCCUGAAGCAGGCGGAGAUCAUCGCGCAGGAGCUGGGCGAGACCCCCGGGGACAUCGCGCGCGGGGUGCAGGACCUGCGCAGCAUGCUCGCCGCCUCGCCGCACCUGCCGCAGCCGGAGAACGUCGACAAGCGAGUCCUGGAACUGUUUGUACGAGGUUGUCGCAUGGACCUGGACCGCGCUCGCUCCAAGCUGGAGGCGUACUGCCUGGCACGCGCCCGCUUCCGAGACCUGUACGAACAUCGCUCCCUCACCUGUCCACCUCUCAACGAUGUUUGCAAGUUCAUGGAUAUCGUAGUACUUCCGAAACUGACAGACGAAGGUUACCGGAUCACGAUAUUCAGAAUUCGAGCGGAGUACCCUGAGAGCUCGGCAGACAUCGCCAACACGGUGCGAGCGGUGCUCCUCACCAGUGACGUCAGAAUGUACGACGAACAUCAGAUUGCUGGAGACGUAUUUAUUUAUGAGGUAUCAAAUGUCCGUGGCUCGAUCGUGGCUCACGUAGCAGCUGCAGCAAACGCGGUGAGACGGUCCAUCCAGCUGGCACAGGCUGCGUACCCUCAAAGGUUGAAGAGGAUCCACGUGGUGGGCUCCCCACCAUUCCUUGCCUCCUCCCUCGCACUCAUGCGGAACUGUGUGAACGAGAAGAUCAAAAGACGGUAUUACUUACAUCCGAAAGUAGAAGAACUACUGGAACACAUUCCCGCACAAGUGUUGCCGAGAGAAUGGGGAGGGGAUGAAGAAAACAUUGAUAUUCUUGCGAAGAAGUGGAGGCGUCGUAUCGACGAGGUCAGCCCCUACCUGCGGAUCUUCAACGAAGCCUGCAGCACUGCGAAGGUUCCCAGCAACGACGUCGAUAUUUACGGCACAGUAGGAGCUUUCAGGAAACUCGAUAUCGAUUAAAAUUGUACGGUACGGCACUAGGAAUUUUAGGAGCUGACAACCUAUUCUACAGAUAUUCAUUAUACCGUUGUGUGUCGGAACGCAGAUCUACGCGAGACACAAUGUGUUUUCUAUUGUGUCUUAUACCUAUACCGACAGACAAGGGGUUAUUGAAUGAAAGUUCGUUAAAGUAGAGUUAGAUUGCAUAUGGACUCUUCACCACUAAAGAAUUUCUAGACUUACUUUAUAUGGGUGGAAUACGUCGCGUCAGCCUGAAAGCCAGUGUGACAUUUGAUUGUUUAGUUUAGUAAAUAAAUAGGAGUUUAUUAUUUAAGUUAUCGAUAGAUUAAGGUGUUCUACUUUAAUACUUUUGUAAUUGUGAUAUUUUGGGAUUAAAUACUUAUAUACCCUUAGAUGUGGGGGCUAUAUGUUA
This is a messenger RNA of Spodoptera frugiperda (fall armyworm), 1617 nucleotides long. RefSeq names its product alpha-tocopherol transfer protein-like. Lineage: Eukaryota; Metazoa; Arthropoda; Insecta; Lepidoptera; Noctuidae. The coding region runs from base 282 to 1205 and encodes 307 amino acids. Gene Ontology annotation, cellular component: membrane. Gene Ontology annotation, molecular function: phosphatidylinositol bisphosphate binding. The record is from RefSeq and is a predicted model, not a curated record. The transcript has 5 exons.